This is a messenger RNA of Amaranthus tricolor (Joseph's coat), 1412 nucleotides long. RefSeq names its product CRIB domain-containing protein RIC5-like. The record is from RefSeq and is a predicted model, not a curated record. NCBI's taxonomy places the organism in Eukaryota, Viridiplantae, Streptophyta, Magnoliopsida, Caryophyllales, Amaranthaceae. The coding region runs from base 509 to 1201 and encodes 230 amino acids. The transcript is spliced from 4 exons.
CAAGGAAAAAAAUUAAUAAGAAGUCAACCCAUAAAAACAAGGAGAAAAUAUGUAGGAAAUGUUCAAACAUCUCCAUAUUUUAUGAAAAAGUAAAAUUUUAAAUUUUCUUUAAAUAUGAUUUAAUAAUUCUCUUGAAAGUCUUCGUGGAUUCCACUCCAUAAAAAUGGAAUCAAAUAAUCAUAAAAUAUCUAAUAAAAUCUAUUAUUAGAGAUUUUUGCUAACAUAACUUGAAGCUCUUUCAUUCAUUAUUACAAGAUCUUGUUUGGUUGUAAGGAAAAAAAUUAAUUUUUUUUAAUAAACCCAAGAAUAUGAUGAAAUUUUCUCUUUUAUUUUGCAGGAUUGAGAUUAAUAAUUAGUAAUUUUUUUUAUUGAAAUUAAGAAAAAAUAAAAAUUGGGUAUUUUGUUGAUCAAUCAAAAUGUCAAUGAAGAUGAAGGGACUUCUUAGAGGUCUAAGAUACAUUUCAACAAUAUUUGGAGAUUUUACAUUUCCAAAAAUAUUAUCAAAAAAAUGCAGAUGAAGAACAAGAGCAAGAAAUGCAAAUUGGGUUUCCUACUGAUGUUAAGCAUGUUGCCCAUAUUGGAUGGGAUGGUCCAACUGCUAAUUCUCCUAGCUGGUAGUUUUAAAGAGGGAGAUUCAGAAGGAGGAGGAGGGGGAGCACCUGUAAAUGAUUUAUGUCUAGGUGAUCAACAAAAUAUCACUAGGUCGAGGGACCUACGGCCCUCAAUAGGCAUAGACACGCCGCCCCUUGACUCUCCCUCUCGACGAAGGUCAGAAAAAGUCAAAGGGUCGAGGCGUGCCAGCUCAUCCUCAACUACUGACUCUCCUAAAAAGUCAACAUCAGAAAACAAAACAAACCAACAAGUGGGUUCUGGCUUAGAGGGUGACUCAACCUCAUCAGCAAGCACAAAGUCCACCACACGGCGGAAGAAGCCUAAGAGUGGCCCAUCCAGCGGGCAGUCCUCUUCUCGGGCUUCAACCCGGUCCAAGCCAUCCAGCAUUUUGAACUUCUCGGAUCCUGGGACCGGAGGAGGAAUCAGCAGCAGUAAUAAGCCUAUAAAAUCAGCACCAGGCGCAGAACAAACCGAAGGUCGUAGGAAUAAAGGCAAGGACACAUGCCAAAGUUCUGUUCUAAAAGUUUCAUCAGAGCAAGAAGAUCAGAAGUCAUUGGAUGAUAUUUCUAGAGGAAUUCAUGCUAUGUGAUGAUAUUAUUAGUUCUUGUGAUAUGUAUAUGUUUUUGUAGACCAAAAAGAAACUUAUUUUUGUCAAGCUUUGGUGUAGAUUCUCAACUAUUGCUUUGCAACAAGAGAUUGAUAGUUGUAUACUUGUAUUCUUUAAUUGAAGAAGUAAAUAGAAAAUUAACCAUCUUAGGCAUGACUCAUUAUUCAUUUAAAGCACAUGUAAUUUUCCCACC